This is a messenger RNA of Penicillium taxi, 2247 nucleotides long. RefSeq lists its product as uncharacterized. The record is from RefSeq and is a predicted model, not a curated record. Gene Ontology annotation, biological process: positive regulation of transcription by RNA polymerase II. Gene Ontology annotation, cellular component: nucleus. Gene Ontology annotation, molecular function: zinc ion binding; DNA-binding transcription factor activity, RNA polymerase II-specific; transcription cis-regulatory region binding. The coding region runs from base 1 to 2247 and encodes 748 amino acids. The transcript is spliced from 6 exons. NCBI's taxonomy places the organism in Eukaryota, Fungi, Ascomycota, Eurotiomycetes, Eurotiales, Aspergillaceae.
AUGCGCUCUCGAACUGGCUGCUUGACAUGCCGUACUCGGAAGCUCAAAUGUGAUGAGCAAAAGCCUCAAUGCUCACAAUGUCGCAAAGGCGGUCGAGAAUGCCGUCCUAGUGAGGGAAUCGUCUUUCGCCAUCAGCAGAACGCAUCUAUGAAUAAUGAACUCGGAGAACCACCUGAGGGUCGAGGGAAUCUCAAAGGCUUCUAUUCAUACAAGAACACGUUCGAUAAAGAUAGCGUUUGGCUCGAUGUACCAGAGCGAGUCGUUUUCGUUGAUAAUUCCGACCCUUACGUCGAUGAUCUCGAGGCCUCCCUGGCUGAAUCGAGUGCAAUGGCUCUGGCCCAAGCGCAGUCGCAAAGAUGGAGUAGUGGAUCUGGAUCGAGGGCAAGCGAUACAGAUUCACAUAGUAUGGACGCCAUGUCGACGGUCGUAACCCAUGAUCGACUUCCAUUCUCUCCCUUAGACCACCCCUCCGUCUCCGAUAGUGUCUCGUAUCCUUCUCCGAACCGACCGCGCAGCAGUGCCAUGCCCCCUCCGAGUUCGCCUUCAAUAGCUCUCUCAGCAAACAGCAAUAACACCAAUAUUAACUUUCUCCUUAACCCGUCUCAGUCGAUAUCACCGCCGGUCGACCCCAUUAUGCAGACAUCUAGUCAGAGGCGUACAUCACAACCCCCAAGGCAUGCUCAUGCUCUCUCACGAGGCUCAAUAGAUCACAAGGUGGAUACGAAACCUGAAACAGACUUUGAAGUAGCUUUUCUUCUGCGACAUUAUUCCAAAGGGCCGGGGCUGUGGAUGGACUUGUUCGACGAGGGGACUUAUUUUGCUUCAAAUGUUCCCGUGAGAGCAAUUUCAAAUCCCCUUCUCAAAUACGCCGCCUGCGCAUAUGCUGCAAAACAAUUGGGUCGAGUCAGGGAUGCCCGGGCUAAGAUGGGUGAAUGCUCGCGACAGGCCAUGAUGGAGGUAUGGCCUGAUAAGGAUACUAACUUUAUGUGGGUGGGGGCCAAGUAUUAUGAAAAGGCCAUUCAGUUGUUGAUGAAGCAGCUGCAGCCCGACGCAGAAGGCCCACCGCCAUUAAGCACACCGGAGGCUUUUGGUCAGUGGCAGGCAGCUGAACUUUGCGAAGAUGGGCAGACUCAUAAGCGCCGGAGACGCUUAUCAAAUAGUAGACUUUCACGUGGUGUGCAUUCAGAUGAGGUACUGGCUGCAACCGCUAUCUUGUCAGUAUAUGAAUUUCUGGAUGCAACGGAUCCUGCAUGGAACCGACACCUGAGCGGCGUCAAGGGUUUGCUCGACGUCGCUGAGGUCGGCAUUAUGCCGCUGGAGUCGCGAUCCUCGGACGGGGACAGCCCCUAUCAUUUAAUAAAUAAGUCUCGUCUGUCCAAGGCGCGAAGAGCAGCAUUUUGGAACUUUGCUCGCCAGGAUUACCUAGCUGCUUUCAUUAAUGAAUGCCACACAAGGCUGAAUACUGAUGAUCUGAUCCUUUGGACGGAAGCUGGCCUGCAUCUAGACAGCAUGGGUUUUGUGCGUCCUAGCAACACUACAACCCCAGGGUCUGAGAGCGAAGAUAAUAUGAAAGAGGAUCAGAUCUGCAAUUCGCUGGUCUGGAUUCUGUCCAAAAUAGUCAAUUAUAUUAAUUCGAGCGAAGGCCUGAGCCUGAACGACGGUCAGUCUAUCGAUAACGGGCCCAUGAGUGUUUCGCAACAAAUGCUUUUGGAGCGAUGGUAUCGUCUCGAAGCCGAAUUAGACACAUGGUACAGUGGAUUGCCAGACACAUUCCGACCCAGUGCCCGAAUUGGACCAUCGUAUCUCCCGCACUGCAAAGAAGCUAAGGACCUAGCGACACUGCAGGAAAUAUGGCACAGUAUGCCCAUGUGCGCAUCAAGCAUGCAACAUUACCACAUGGCGCGUAUUCUGCUCCUCAUCAACAAACCUGUCGACUCGACAAAAAGUCGCAGCACAAUAACUCUGCGACUUCAAUCGUACCGCUCAAUCGAGGUUGAGAUUGGCGCUCACAGUCGCGAAAUCGUUGGCAUUGCGCUUUCUCGCCCGGAUGGAAGUGUCCGGAUUAAUUCACUGCAGCCGUUGUUUGUUAGUGGGCAGUGUUUGAGUGACCCGCGCGAACGUCGCGUUACAAUUUUCCUUUUGCGUGAUAUCGAGUCGGACCUUGGCUGGGCCACCGAGUAUCGGGUUCAGCAGCUGCUCAAGGAGUGGGAUUGGGAUGAGAGCUUUCUUCAUUCGAUAGAGACCUGA